Molecule: messenger RNA, 3102 nt
Organism: Paracoccidioides brasiliensis Pb18
Exons: 8
Coding region: 1-3102 (1033 amino acids)
Source: RefSeq, a predicted model, not a curated record
AUGGAUAUUGGUCUAAUGUAUGGGGUUAUUUUGUCGUCACAAUACACACAGGUCUGGGUUAUUCCAGAAACAAAUGAGGUGUUCACGAUGUAUGAGCAGUUCCUUCAUAGGAUGAACUUUUACAAACAGAGACGAUUCAUCUGCGAAAUAACGGGUCACUCCUCCCUUACCUUUUUCGAGGCUUUGAGGAGUGAAGCGGACGGUUCGCGCGAAGUGAACAGCGCAUUUCCGGAACCUCUGAAGGAACCUGUGUUGCGCAAAGUCCAAUUUUCCACUAUAUCGCGCAUUGACAGUCUUGUCGACCAAGUUUUCGAAGACUUCAAGCAAGAUUUCUACCCUGGCGAACGCGUUACCGUCCUCCUCACCAACGGAUCCCGCCUCCAGGGCAUAGUUCGGGAAAAAGCCCGGUUUCCUGAAUUGGUCAAUGAAGAUGGUACGAUAGAGCGAAGAGCGUCAUCGAGAUAUUUGGUGAAAUUGGUAAACCGGCACAAUGAGGAGGCGUUGUUGGACGAUGAACACCUAGUUCGUGACCGGAAGAUCUUUACAAAGCAGAUGCUACGCUCCUUCAUCAAAAAUACCGUUACACGGGAGUCGUGGACUGGCGCACCAUGGCUGGUUAAACCGCAUAUUGCUGAGGAAUACAGGAUCGAUACGGAAAUUCCAAAACACCUUCAAUAUGGAAAUAAGAUUGGAGGAAAGAAAGCAAAUGUGGCAGUGGACAAAGAAGAGGAUGAAAGCCUCUUUGGGUUCUUUUAUUCCAAACAGCGGUGGCCGAACUUGAAACCUGCCGUCAAGGGCCAGAAGACAAAAAUCACGGUGCGGGACCUGGCAAAGGCCAGAGAAGAUCAAUACUUAGAAUACCAGCGGGCGCUGAAUGAAAACCCUUCGUUUGCUGUUCCUGGGCACGUCGGUCCGGGAGGAGUGUGGCAGAUGCCUGGAGGUGACGCCAAUUUAUAUGCUAAUGUUUCCGUCGUCGUUCAAAAUGGGGUCGCCCCGCCACCUCCUCCACCUUCGAUUAAAUACCCGAUUGAAGAUUUAGAAAUCCCACCUUCUCGUGAUGCUAAACCACGACCCCCUUUGAAGUUCUUAACCGAUGAGCAGCAGGGCAAACCGGGGAUGGAAGACGGCCUCUUAAUUGGUUCCAUUAAGAUGGAAUCGGUUGGACCUAUGCUCGAAACCUGGAACACACUUAAUGUGUAUUGCGAGGUUCUCCAGCUCGACUCCUUCACGUUUGAUGAUUUCGUCGAGGCCAUAAUGUUUUCUUCGAAUGACGUCACAUGUGAGCUCUUUGUGGAAAUCCAUUGUGCCGUAUUGAAAACGCUGGUGAGCGGUGAGAAGGACCAAGAUGGUGCCAUUCAGAUCUCCCUUCCGCCCCUUCCUGAUGAACAAUCAGAGGAAGAGGAGAGUGGUGAAGACGACGAGGAAGAAGAAAAUGAAGAACCAGAACCCGAGCGAGAGCCAACACCGCCACGAAGAACGACCAGAAGCAGCUUUGCUAAGGCUGAAGCGGAAAAUCUGAAGCUGCAGCAACAACAGCAGGAAUCGCGGAGUCGUUCGAGUACAGCUGAGGUGCAGGUUCAUCGCGCAGCAGAGAUGUUUGGAGAGUAUGGCUGGAUUGAUCGGCUUCGGAAACGAGACUUCAAACAGGACUGUCCUACCGACCGCGGUUACAAAAGUCGUGCGAUGAGAUCCUGGCUCAUCUGGCACCCCUUGACCGCGAACACCACGCAGCAAACAGCACAAGAACAAUAUGUGACGCUCGACGUUAAUUUGCGAGUUCAAGCACUGCAGAUUAUCUGUAUGCUUCUUCUUGAAACGAAGGCGAUUAAGAACUACCUUGAAGAAUGCAGUAAUCAGAUGACUGAGUUUCGCAAGGAGAAGAUUGAGUAUCAACGUGCAAGGAAGGCGGCUCUGGAGGAAAUCCGACGAUUACACGAAGAGCGCAAACAACUACAACCUGAACACCCCCCUUCCCCUGUUCCUGAACUAGAAGAUCUUAACGACGUUAAAAUGUCUAACCUGGACGAAGCUGAAUCCUCCGAAGCCCCCGUCGACACGGACGACGAAGACGCACAUCCUGCCCGCUCCCUUCGUCGCGGUGCAGAUAGGGCCGCAGAGCGGAAACGGCGACAAGAAGAGGAGCGCGAGCGUAAAGAGCAAGCUGCCAAGAUCCCCAAGGGAUCAAAACAGUAUCAACGCGUGCUGAAGAAGAUCGACGAGGAAAAGGCCAAAGUGGCUUCUUAUGAGGAGCAGAUUGCCGUGUUGGAUAAUGACCUGCGCGAAGCAGAUUGUCCGCGCACACGCGUGUUGGGGAAGGAUCGCUUUUGGAAUCGGUAUUAUUGGUUCGAGAGGAAUGCGAUGCCGUAUGAAGGGUUGCCUAGUAGCUCGACGGCGGAUGCUGGAUAUGCAAAUGGACGAUUGUGGGUGCAGGGGCCCGACGAGAUGGAGAGGGAAGGGUUUAUCGAUUUGGGUGAUGAGGAUGAGGAGAAUUUGAGGUAUGUGCGGCGGUUCGGGAUGAGUGUUCGGAAACGGAAGGAAGUUGAGGAGGGUGAGAAGGGUGUUUCUGGGGCGCGCGAGUGGGGAUAUUAUGACGACCAGGAGGAGUUGGAAGGGCUUAUUGAGUGGUUGGAUACGAGGGGGGUGAGGGAGGCCAAAUUGAGGAAGGAGUUGCAGGUUUAUCGCGAAAGUAUUGCAAGGUAUAUGAGGAAUAGGGCGGGGUAUAUUGGGAAAGAGUUGGGCGGUGGAAAGGGGAAGAAGGACAAUGUAAAGGAUGAGGAGGAUGCUUCUCCUGCAGCAAUAGCUGAGGAGCAGCCCCAGCAACAGCGGCCGCAGCAGCCGACGAGAAUGUCCACCCGCACCAAAUCGGCCGUCGAUACCGAACGGCAUGGCAACGGUGAUCUAACGCGCAAAUACCGCUGUCUGCGCUGGACGAAUAGCACUGCAUUGAGUGAGAAUGGGCAUUUGCACGUUGAGCCUGCGCGGCCGACAAAGAAGGCGAAGAGGGGUGCGGUUGCGGAUGAGCAUCAUGAUGGGAAAGGGGAGGGGAAGGGGGCGGGUGCGGGUGCGGGUGCGAAUCGGCAGGGGAAGCUGCUGACGAGAUAA